Harpegnathos saltator (Jerdon's jumping ant) is the source of this 1436-nucleotide messenger RNA. RefSeq names its product transcription factor Adf-1-like. The record is from RefSeq and is a predicted model, not a curated record. The coding region runs from base 627 to 1265 and encodes 212 amino acids. Lineage: Eukaryota; Metazoa; Arthropoda; Insecta; Hymenoptera; Formicidae. The transcript is spliced from 8 exons. Gene Ontology annotation, biological process: regulation of transcription by RNA polymerase II. Gene Ontology annotation, cellular component: transcription regulator complex; nucleus.
UGAUGCAAGACGGUUGAACUUACACUCGUGUAUAUAUUCUCGAAUAUUUCCUUUACAUUUCAGAAUGCCGUGUGACACCACGCAUACUACGUGGGCUAUCGGUCGCACGGAAGUGAAAUGAUCACUGCAUACGGUGUGAAGUUAACGCUAAUUGUAACGAUGCUUUCGCAUCGCACUUUCGCGCAUGUUAAUGAAUGAGGACGCCUAAAGACGCUUUUACACACGGUGGGCAUUGAAUGUCAGAUAUAUUUAAGCGCCGUCAGCUAUUUGUGAACGUUUUCGUCUCAUGUAUGUUUGCAUCGUUUGCAGUCUAAGAGUUAAUUGACGCGCGUUUCCCCGACCGAACUGUGUUUACGCGAGUGUCCAGUGAGUGUCCGGAACUACAACUUGCAAUUUCGGCGGAUGCGAUUGCUGUACCGGAGGAUCCGGUUCGGGCCGAGCGGAGUCGGCUUCGAGAACUGUAGCAGAACGUAGUUAUUCCUGAGUUUCCGGAAAUCGCGGAUGAAUGUCAAUCCAGAUGGAAAAGACUGAGAGAGCGCUAUACACGUGAAAGGAAACAACGACAAGAAGAAACAACAACUGGAAGUCUAGCAUGCAAAAGAAAAACAUUCGAAUUUUUCAAUAACAUGCAAUUCUUGGAACGAUUUGUUAAAAGGAGAAGAACUUUUAGCUCUCAUAACGAACAAGAAAAUAACUCAUCUUCCGUAAACGUAACUGCUAUGAUAUACAACAGAAACUCACCUUCACUGGCAAGAUCUUUCAAUGUUCAAAAAGAUUUUAAGUUUUGUACUAAAAAGAACAACUCAUCUCCCAUAAAUGUAUCUGUUAAGAUACACAACAAAAACAUAUCUCCGGUGCCAACAUCUUCCAAUGUUCAAAAAAAUAUAAGGUUACAUAACAAACAAGAAUAUAACUUAGCCACAAACAUUGCUACUGUGAAAAAAUCUUCAACAAAGAGCAGUAUAUCUUCAGCAAAUAUCUCGCAACAUAUAGAUGACUCCAGCCAUGCAUGGACCAAAAGUGUAGUUGGACAACGGAUAAAGCCAGAAGGAAAAUUCCAGCCAGAUAUUCUAAAAAAUGCAAUUGGUAAAGUGACUUCUUCAUCAGAAAAUACAUGUGUUCCUUUUUCGCAGUCAUCUUUAAAACCGGAAGUAGAAGAAGAUUCGGCUUUUUGCCAACUGAUACUUUCUGCGCUUAAUAAUAUGACCAAAAAUAUGAAGAUAAAAAAAAAGAAAGCAAUAUUGGGUCUGUUAUAUGAUGUAUAAUCAUAAUUAUAUAUGGUAUGUUAAUUUUUUUAUGACAUGUCAAUUUGUAUUACGACAUGUUAUGUUUAUUUCUUUUAUGCCACAUGUUACAAAGUGCACACUAUGCCACAUGUUACAAAAAAUACACUGAUAUAAAUAUUUUUUUUUUUAUUCGACAUGUAAUUACAAAUA